Molecule: messenger RNA, 2503 nt
Organism: Zeugodacus cucurbitae (melon fly)
Lineage: Eukaryota; Metazoa; Arthropoda; Insecta; Diptera; Tephritidae
Gene: Zw
Product: glucose-6-phosphate 1-dehydrogenase
Exons: 5
Coding region: 584-2164 (526 amino acids)
Biological process (GO): glucose metabolic process; pentose-phosphate shunt, oxidative branch
Cellular component (GO): cytosol
Molecular function (GO): glucose-6-phosphate dehydrogenase activity; NADP binding
Source: RefSeq, a predicted model, not a curated record
CGUUCUUCGCUUGUAGACGCUCUUAGUCGCUGUCGUUCAAUUGGUUAAUCCUUAUUUGCUGUGUGCGCGCUGCCCUCAACGCUGAUUAAACAACAACAACAACAACAAUUAAUAUAGUAAACACUUGUGUGUUUGUGUGUGUGUGUAACAGUUAAGCUGUUGCCCCAACAAAGAUCAGCAGAGACUCACAAGUUGAAUCACUUGGCUCUAGUGUAUUUGAUUUAAUUACAUUUCAUAUUCAUUAUUCAUUUGAUCGCCACGCCACUUCCUCUCGCCGCGCUUUCGUGCUUUGGUAUUUCAUUGUGGAAAACAAACAAUCGAACGAUUGUUGUAUAAGUUUAUAAAUUUUGCGCAUAAAACGUGUUUUAGUUGCAAUUAACGUUCGAAGCCGCACUGAUCGCCGUAACAUUGCUGUGCCGCAGCCGGUCGAGUCUUCAGUCAGCGUGUCAUACAAACAGAUACGAGCAAAUACUAAUUGCGUAGCGGAACGAGUGAAAAUAACCGCAAAGCGUCUUUAUUAACAAUUUAAUUGUAAACUAAAACAAAUUUAAGUACAGCUGAAAAUAUUUGUAUUGUUACAAUCAUGGCCACCACACACAAUAGCAAUGGCAACGGUAAAUAUGAUGAAGAGGAAACCGCACUCGAACACAUCAUCAAAUCACUUGAGAAUCCGACCAUGAAGUGCGAGGGUACACACUUCGAUUCCCAUGUGCCGCACACGUUCGUCAUCUUUGGUGCGUCGGGUGACUUGGCCAAGAAGAAAAUCUACCCCACCUUGUGGUGGCUCUUCCGUGAUAAUUUGCUGCCGAAACCAACAAAAUUCUGCGGUUAUGCGCGUUCGAAGCUUACGAUUGAGGAAUUGCGUGCAAAGUGUCAUCAAUAUAUGAAGGUGCAACCACACGAGCAGGCCAAGUAUGAGGAGUUCUGGCAAUGUCACGCCUAUGCUGCCGGCAGCUAUGAUCAACGCAGUGAUUUUGUCGCCUUGAAGGAGCAGUUGGAGCGUCUGGAGUGUCGCUGCAGUUGUAAUCGCAUAUUUUAUUUGGCUUUGCCGCCCUCCGUCUUCGAUAAAGUGACUGUGAAUAUUAAGGAUAUUUGCCUAUCUGAACGCGGCUGGAACCGCGUUAUCAUCGAAAAGCCCUUCGGUCGCGACGAUGUCACAUCAAAGAAGCUGAGCGAUCAUCUCGCCUCACUCUUCCACGAGGAACAAAUCUAUCGCAUCGAUCAUUAUUUGGGCAAAGAGAUGGUGCAGAACCUCAUGACUAUACGUUUCGCCAAUAAAAUCCUCAACUCAACAUGGAAUCGCGAAAAUAUUGCUUCGGUACUCAUCACAUUCAAGGAACCUUUCGGCACACAAGGACGUGGCGGUUACUUUGAUGAGUUCGGCAUCAUACGCGAUGUCAUGCAAAAUCAUUUGCUGCAGAUAUUGUCACUGGUCGCCAUGGAGAAGCCGACAUCGUGUCAACCCGAUGAUAUACGCGAUGAAAAAGUUAAGGUACUGAAAAGCAUUCCAGCACUCACAUUGGACGACAUGGUUUUGGGACAAUAUGUCGGCAAUCCCGAAGGCCAGGGUGAAGCGCGCGAGGGUUAUCUCGAUGAUCCGACCGUUUCGAAGGAUUCCAAUACGCCCACCUUUGCACAGGGUGUGCUGCGUAUCAACAACGAACGUUGGGAGGGUGUGCCGUUCAUAUUACGUUGCGGCAAAGCGCUGAACGAACGUAAAGCUGUAGUACGCAUACAAUAUCGCGAUGUGCCCGGUGAUAUCUUUGAGGGUAACAGCAAACGCAAUGAGUUGGUCAUACGUGUGCAACCCGGUGAGGCGCUCUACUUCAAAAUGAUGACUAAGAGUCCCGGUAUUACAUUCGAUAUGGAGGAGACUGAGUUGGACUUGACCUACGAGCAUCGCUACAAGGACUCCUAUCUGCCGGAUGCGUACGAGCGUCUGAUUUUGGAUGUAUUCUGCGGUUCACAAAUGCAUUUCGUGCGUUCGGAUGAAUUACGCGAGGCGUGGCGUAUUUUCACCCCGGUGCUGCAUGAGAUCGAAAAUAGCAAAGUGAAGCCCAUACCAUAUGUGUUUGGCUCACGCGGUCCCAAGGAGGCUGAUCAGAAGACCGGCGAGAAUAAUUUCAAAUAUUAUGGGUCUUACAAGUGGCACGGCAGGAAGUAGAGGGGACAAUGAUAAUAACAAAUGCAUAGAAAAGACAAAUAAAACAUGUAAACAAUUGUUUAAACUAUUUUAUAACGGAUGUCUAAGUAAGAGUAGUUAUACAUACAUAUGUACAGUUUUGAAUACAUAAAAUGUAUGUAUAUAUUUGUAAAUGUACUCGUAGCUUGUAAAUGAUGAUGUAAUGAAUGAAUUGUGCGAGAAAAACACUGACUUUUGUACUUGUUCAGUGCAAAUACAAUAUAUUUUGUAUAAAUUAAGUAUACGGAACAAUGGAUUUAUGAAUAAGUUUUUAAAUAAAUUUAAAAAAAAAAAACAAAAAAAAAAUACAAACAAACUGAA